GCAGCUGACUCCGCACCCGGCCAGGAUGGGGAAACAGAACAGCAAGCUGCGGCCCGAGGUGAUGCAGGACCUGCUGGAAAGCACAGACUUCACGGAGCACGAGAUCCAGGAGUGGUACAAGGGGUUCCUGAGAGACUGCCCUAGUGGCCACUUGUCCAUGGAAGAGUUUAAGAAAAUCUACGGGAACUUCUUCCCCUACGGGGACGCCUCCAAGUUCGCCGAGCACGUCUUCCGCACCUUCGACGCCAACGGGGACGGCACAAUAGACUUCCGAGAGUUCAUCAUCGCCCUGAGCGUGACCUCGCGGGGCAAGCUGGAGCAGAAGCUCAAGUGGGCCUUCAGCAUGUACGACCUGGACGGGAACGGCUACAUCAGCAAGGCAGAGAUGCUGGAGAUCGUGCAGGCGAUCUAUAAGAUGGUUUCCUCAGUCAUGAAAAUGCCUGAAGAUGAGUCAACCCCAGAGAAAAGGACAGAAAAGAUCUUCCGCCAGAUGGACACCAACAGAGAUGGGAAGCUGUCGCUGGAGGAGUUUAUCCGCGGGGCCAAGAGCGACCCGUCCAUCGUGCGCCUGCUGCAGUGCGACCCCAGCAGCGCCGGCCAGUUCUGAGCCCCGCGCCCCGCGCCCCGUCAUCCUCUGCUUGUGGUUCCCUCUGAUCUCUCUCGUUCAAAGUUCAGUUCCGUUUUGCCAAACGACCUUGUUGGUGAUGCUGCCCCUGCCCCCUCCCCGGGUGCCGCCUGCGCGCCCCCCGCCGCUGCUUCCGUGGUGGUCGCUUCGUGGGAAUGCCCGUCACCCCAGCGCGCUCGUGGGGAGCAUGGACCGUGCCCAGACCUCGUGGUUUGCCUCUCCUGGCCAUUUCUCCUUGUUAGAGUUCUUUCCCUUUGGAUUCUAGUGUCUCUCUGUUCCCCAAAACCCAAGACUCUGGGAGGCCAGAGAAGAGAACUGAUCUGGUGAUACUAAGGGUGGUUUUUAUUUGGGGGGUCACUCCCUAGAGAAACCAGAUGUGGGUUCACGCAUGCUGCGGGGAGCUGGCACCCACACCUGGUGCCAGAAGGACAAGUUUCCCCUCAGAGUCAUACUCUGGGGGGCUCUGGACGGCAGUUCUCUACAGUGACUUUCUAGAUUCUUCCACUGGCUAUGGGGGCAAACUUGGGGUUGGAAAAUAGGGAAUUGACCCCAUGGUGAGCAGUGUCGCAUGGGGAGGGUGCUCCGUCCCCGCAGAGCCAGCCCACCUUCUGCCCAUGCCCCUAGUUUCUAAGCUGUGAACAUUUCGAGGUCGAUUCAAGGAGGAAUGGAAGACAAUGGUUCUUUCUCUAGGCUUACACUAGUGGAGCUAAGAGGAAUUGUUUGGAAAAUUGGACAUACAUGGUAACUUGCAAUUCCAGAACCAGAUCCAUCGUGCUGCCUCUUGUGAUUAAAAGAAGAAGGAAAAAAUAAGACUGUUGUAUAUACAAUAUUUGGGUAUUGCAGACAGAUGAAGUGUUUUUGCCUUGUUCCAAUGAAAUGCAUGUUUAGUGGCACUAAUACAAUCUUCUCCCAAGACUGUAUUUCGUAGCUUAUUGUGAAGUAAGCUGGCUACAAUGAAUGUCUGUUGUCUUUUAAAGUCCUACAUGUCUUUGCACAAAUGCACCCAUCAACAGGUAUAUUUUAUAUAUUCCAGAAAAAUAAAUGUACAAAGGAAUGUGGA
Sorex fumeus (smoky shrew) is the source of this 1685-nucleotide messenger RNA. RefSeq names its product neurocalcin delta (gene NCALD). Bases 26 to 607 code for a protein of 193 amino acids. Gene Ontology annotation, cellular component: cytosol. Gene Ontology annotation, biological process: calcium-mediated signaling. Lineage: Eukaryota; Metazoa; Chordata; Mammalia; Eulipotyphla; Soricidae. The transcript is spliced from 3 exons. The record is from RefSeq and is a predicted model, not a curated record. Gene Ontology annotation, molecular function: actin binding; tubulin binding; calcium ion binding.